Messenger RNA from Microplitis mediator, 2742 nucleotides. Its product is annotated as serine-rich adhesin for platelets-like. The record is from RefSeq and is a predicted model, not a curated record. The transcript has 3 exons. NCBI's taxonomy places the organism in Eukaryota, Metazoa, Arthropoda, Insecta, Hymenoptera, Braconidae. Bases 240 to 2465 code for a protein of 741 amino acids.
GAGUAAAUACACUCAAUACUUGGGUGUCUGAAGUGAGUUAAACGAACUACUUAUUUUUAAAUUUGGCUGUUACGAAAUUUGUGAGUCCAGUUGAAACAACAUAAGAUAAGAAGUAUAUAAAUACCUGUAGAUUUUUUCUUUAACAUAACGGUUUUGAUUCGGCCCAGUGGAUUUUUUUUUUAACCGGACACUAUCGUCGUUAUUAUUUUAAUACUGUUAUUCAAAAAAGUAAUAAUAAGAUGGAUUCAAAAAUUGUAUUACUGCUGAUCGGGCUAGUUAUCUGUCCAUCUUUGCUAGAUUUUGGUUAUUAUUGCAACGCCGAUAGCACCAGCUCCAGUUCCAGUUCCAAUGCCAGCUCCAGUGCCAGCUCCAGCGCCGGCGGCAGUGACAGCGGCAGCGUCAGUAGCAGCAUCAGCGGCAGCAACAGCUCCAGCGUAAGCGGUAGUGACAGCGGCAGCAACAGCUCCAGCGUCAGCGGCAGUGAGAGCGGCAGCAACAGCACCAGUGGCAGUGACAGCGGCAGCUUCAGUGUCAGCGAUAGUGACAGCGGCAGCACCAGCAAUAGCACCAGCAAUAGCACCAGCGUCAGUGGCAGUGAGAGUGGCAGCAACAGCACCAGUGGCAGCAACAGCGAGAGCAUCAGUGGCAGUGACAGCGGCAGCUCUAGUGUCAGCGGCAGCACCAGUGGUAGCACCAGCGGCAGCACCAGUGGUAGCACCAGCGGCAGCACCAGCGGCAGCACCAGCGGCAGCACCAGCGGCAGCACCAGCGGCAGCACCAGCGGCAGCACCAGCGGCAGCACCAGCGGCAGCACCAGCGGCAGCACCAGUGGCAGCACCAGCGGCAGCACCAGCAGUAGUAGCAGCAAUAGCACCAGCGAGAGCGUCAGUGGCAGUGACAGCGGCAGCGUCAGUGGCAGUGAGAGUGGCAGCAACAGCACCAGUGGCACCAACAGCGAGAGCGUCAGUGGCAGUGACAGCGGCAGCGUCAGUGGCAGUGACAGCGGCAGCGUCAGUGGCAGUGAGAGUGGCAGUAACAGCACCAGCGUCAGUGGCAGUGAGAGUGGCAGCAACAGCACCAGCGUCAGUGGCAGUGAGAGUGGCAGCAACAGCACCAGCGUCAGUGGCAGUGAGAGUGGCAGCAACAGCACCAGCGUCAGCGGCAGUGAGAGUGGCAGCAAUAGCACCAGCGUCAGUGGCAGUGAGAGUGACAGCAAUAGCACCAGCGUCAGUGGCAGUGAGAGUGACAGCAAUAGCACCAGCGUCAGUGGCAGUGAGAGUGGCAGCAACAGCACCAGCGUCAGCGGCAGUGAGAGUGGCAGCAACAGCACCAGCGUCAGUGGCAGUGAGAGUGGCAGCAACAGCACCAGCGUCAGUGGCAGUGAGAGUGGCAGUGACAGCGGCAGCUCUAGUGUCAGCGGUAGUGACAGCGGCAGCACCAGUGGCAGCACCAGUGGCAGCACCAGCGGCAGCACCAGCGGCAGCACCAGCGGCAGCACCAGCGACAGCAACAGCACCAGCGUCAGCGGCAGUGACAGCGGCAGCACCAGCGGCAGCACCAGCGACAGCAACAGCAGCAGCAACAGCAGUAGUAGCAGCAAUAGCACCAGCGUCAGCGGCAGUGACAGCGGCAGCGAUAGUGGCAUUAGCAGCGGCAGCCCAAACAAUACAAGUAGUGGUAAUACUACUGAUUGUGGAAAUUCAACUGCCCGGCAAUGGGGAUCGUUACUAAACGGAUCGAUAGUAAUCGAAGCUCUGACAUCUGAGACAUUAGAAGGAGCAAUAGAUGUCAUGCGAGAGGCUUUCUUUACUCAAGAAAGUGUAUCUUUAGCCUGCGAUGUAUUGUCAGAACCUGGAGCAUCAGAAGAACUCGAAGAAAUAAAUAAACUUUACGCUCAAGACGGAGUCAGUCUCAUCGCAAGAGAUGUUAACACAAGUAAAGUCGUCGCUUUAUCAAUCAACAAAUUGAAUGAUCUUUCAGGUGAAGAUAAAAGAAGUUAUUUAGAAAAAUCCAGAGAAACUCUCAAGUACAACCAGUCAAUAUGUCUUGUAGAUUUUAUGAUCAAUGUUAGCUCAAGAGUUAAUAUUUCCGAAAAAUAUGAUACAAAUUGUAUACUUGACAUAGUGACCAUAGCAACGGAAUCGGAUUACCAACAGAAAGGAAUCGGCCAAGCAUUAGUAUCCGCAUUAUUAAAAAUGGGAAGACAAUUAUACGCCGGAGAAGAUGUAAAAACACCUCUUGAUAGCGAGACAGUCAGCAAUAUCACUGCUAGUCCCGGGGCUUUAUCAGCAAUAAUGACAUCAACGUACUCACAAGCAAUCGCUAAGAAUCUUGGCUUCGAUGAAUUAUGCGAAGCGGACUAUGAUGAAUUUGAGUAUGAUUGUAAAACGUUCAAGGAACGAUUAGAAAAUCGAACCUCCGCUAUACUUUAUGCAAAGAGUCUCCAGGAUGGCAGUGAAUGCUAGUUCAACAAACAAAAUUUAUUUGUUUUAACUGAUUAAUUUGCCUCCGCUCAAAGUUAAUCGUUUUUUUACAACUUUUAUUACAUUUAUAGAUUUGUGCUUUACCCUACAGAAAAAUCCAUGGGAACCCAGCUUUUAAAAUGGAUUCCCGUAUAGUUUUCUACAGGAAUCCAGCAUAAAUUCUUACAUAGUUUUCAAGUUCCACUUUUUCGAAAUUACAGUUUUUUUUUCAAUGCUUGUAACUUUUAAUGGAUUAAUGAUAUCAAUAAAAAGAUGAUUA